Messenger RNA from Mercurialis annua (annual mercury), 1875 nucleotides. RefSeq lists its product as uncharacterized. Gene Ontology annotation, biological process: DNA integration. The record is from RefSeq and is a predicted model, not a curated record. Gene Ontology annotation, molecular function: nucleic acid binding; RNA-DNA hybrid ribonuclease activity. NCBI's taxonomy places the organism in Eukaryota, Viridiplantae, Streptophyta, Magnoliopsida, Malpighiales, Euphorbiaceae. The transcript has 4 exons. The coding region runs from base 1 to 1875 and encodes 624 amino acids.
AUGCCAGGCCUUGAUCCUGAUAUAGCUGAGCAUAAGCUUUCAUUAAAAAGUGGGUUUCGGCCAUUUCAGCAACCUCCCCGGCGAAUGUCCAGGGAAGUGGAUACUCUCAUCCAGGAUGAAAUUAAGCGACUGGAAGAUGCCAAGUUUAUUCGGGAAGCCCAGUACACCGAAUGGCUCUCCAACAUCGUACCGGUGAUGAAGAAAAACGGAAAGCUAAGAGUAUGCGUAGAUUUUUGGAACCUCAACCUGGCCACACCCAAGGACGAAUAUCCGAUGCCGGUAGCCGACAUGCUAAUAGACAGGGCAGCAGGACACACGAUACUCAGUUUCCUCGACGCACACUCUGGGUAUAACCAAGUUCCAAUCAGCAAAGAGGACAUCUCCAAAACAGCCUUUCGAUGCCCCGGGCCGAUCGGAGCGUACGAAUGGGUCGUAAUGCCUUUCGGCUUAAAAAACGCGGGGGCAACAUAUCAGAGGGCGAUGAACAAGAUGUUCAGAGGCCUCGACUGUCUUGAAGUUUACAUUGACGACGUCGUGAUCAAAUCAAAUACCAGUGAAGUCCAUUUGGCCGACCUUCAAAAAGGUUUUGAACGAAUCCGAUGUAAUGGGUUGAAGAUGAACCCUCUGAAAUGCGCGUUCGGUGUUUCGGCUGGAAACUUCUUGGUCGUAGUGUACGUGUUGUCCCAGACCGACAUCAUUAAGUAUAUUUUAUCAAAACCAUACUUAAGGAAUCGGAUUGAGAAAUGGGCGAUUGCGAUGUCUGAAUUUACAUUAGUGUAUGUUCCCCAAAGAGCAGUGACAGGACAAGUAUUGGCAGAUUUCUUGGCCGAUCACCCUGGAGUUACCCUCGGGGAAGAAACGGCAGAAUAUGAAGCCCUAUUUUUCGGCCUUGAAAUCCUGGCCGAACUGGGGGCAAAAACAAUCAACGUCAAAGGCGAUUCGUUGUUAGUCAUUAAACAAGUAACUGGAGAGUUCAAAUGCGAAUCCGAACUGCUGGUAAGGUAUUGCAAUAAGGCAGAGCAUCUCAUCGAUGGCUUUCAGGACACAAGGAUGGAAUACACAGAGAGAGCCGAUAAUAAAGAGACAUGCCGAAUCUACAUACUGGGGGGCAUCACCAUCGACGAAAGGAUAUUUUUGGCCUACCAACUUGAUGUUAACCAAGAUUGGAGAAUUGAAGUCUUGAAUUGGUUUGAGAAGCCAGACCAUACGAAUAGAAGGUUGAGAACCUUGGCACUAAACUAUGUAGUUCUAGCGGGCGAACUAUAUAAAAAGGGCUUUGAAGGGCUACUCUUCAGAUGUAUCGGGCCUCAAGAAGCAAUGCUAGCAAUGGCCGAAGUUCACGAAGGAAUAGCCGGUGCUCACCAAGCGGGCCCUAGAAUGAGAUGGUUAAUCCAUAAAUAUGGCUUCUAUUGGCCGAAGAUGGAACAGGACUGCAUAAGAUACGCUAAGGGGUGCGAAGCUUGUCAGAAAGCUGGCCCUAUACAACAUGUCCCGGCCGAGGAACUACACUCCAUCAUCAAGCCAUGGCCAUUUAGAGGAUGGGCGGUCGACCUCAUAGGGAAAAUAUAUCCUGGCUCGUCCGACGGCCAUACUUUCGUUAUCAUCGCCACUUGCUACUUCACUAAGUGGGUCGAGGCCAAACCCUUAAAAUCACCAACACAAGAAGCUGUGAUCAAAUUCUUCAAAGAAUAUAUCGUCCACAGACAUGGAUUACCCGAAUCAAUAACCACUGACCAGGGGACGAUGUUCACAGGAGGCGAUAUAGUUUGGUGGGCUUCUCAGAUGAAGGUUAAAAUUUUACAUUCAACGCCAUACUACGCCCAAGCCAACGGACAGGCCGAAGCCACGAACAAAGCUAUCAAGCUUAGAAGAUGA